UGGUGGCAGAGGACACCCGUGGCUGAAGGAGUUCGCUGAGGGACCCUCAAGGCUUGUGAGCAGGGACCCGCAGUGCGGGUUAUGCUGGGGGCUUGGAUCAUCGUGGACAAUGGACAACCAGGACAGCACCAUGGAAAAAUGGCAGGACGACCAUGAAGAGGGGCUGGAGGACACUCUGGAACAGGAGGAAUAUGAGGAACAGGACCCGUAUGUCCCCAUGGUUCAGGUGGAGGAGCCAGUAGCUUACCCCACUGAGCCGACAGCCACAGAUGAGGACACCGUAACACACCCAGACACCACACCACGUGCAGGUACCCAUGAGAUCUAUGUGGAGUUGCAGGAACUGGUGAUGGAUGAGAAGAACCAGGAGUUGCGGUGGAUGGAGGCAGCGCACUGGGUGCGGCUGGAGGAGAACCUGGGGGAGGACGGGGUCUGGGGCUCCCCACACCUGUCCUACCUCACCUUCUGGAGCCUCCUGGAGCUGCAGAAAGCCUUCGUCAAGGGCACUGUCCUCCUGGAUCUGCCAGAGACCUCCCUAGCGGGAGUGGCCAACCAGCUGCUGGAUCAGUUUAUCUACGAGGAGCAGAUUCGGCCUCAGGACCGAGACCUCCUGCUCCGGGUCCUGCUGCUCCAGCACAGCCACGCCGGAGACCUGGAGGCCCUGGGGGGUGUGAAGCCCGCGGUUCUGAUGCGUUCUGGGGACCCCUCACAGCCUCUGCUCCCCCAGCAACCCUCAUUAGAGACGCAGCUCUUCUGUAAACAGGGAGAGGGGGGCACAGAGGAUUCACCAUCUAGAAUUCUGGAAAAGAUUCCCCCAGAUUCGGAGGCCACCCUGGUGCUAGUGGGCCGAGCGGCGUUCCUGGAGCACCCGGUACUGGGCUUCGUGCGGCUGCAGAUGGCCACAGAGCUGGACGCUGUGGGGCUGCCUCUGCCUGUACGCUUCCUCUUCGUGUUGCUGGGACCCGAGGCCCCCAACACCGACUACACCCAGCUGGGUCGGGCUGUUGCCACCCUCAUGUCGGAGCGGGUGUUCCGCACUGAUGCCUACCUGGCCCAGACCAAAGAGGAGCUAGUCCGCAACCUGGACUGCUUCCUGGACUGCAGCCUUGUGCUGCCGCCCUGCGAAGUCCCCUCAGAGCAGGCCCUGCUCAGUCUGGUGCCCGUCCAGAAGGAGCUGCUGCGGAGGCGUUACCUGCUCAGCCCCGCCAAGCCGGACCCCCACUUCUACAAGGGCCUAGAUUUGAAUGGGGGACCCGGGGGCCCUGGUGAGUCCGAUGACCCUCUGCAGCGAACAGGCCUGCUCUUUGGGGGCCUGGUGCGUGACAUCCGGCGCCGCUACCCCCUCUACUUGAGUGACAUCACAGACGCGUUCAGCCCCCAGGUCCUGGCCGCUGUCAUAUUCAUCUACUUUGCUGCCCUGUCACCUGCCAUCACCUUCGGCGGCCUCCUGGGAGAAAAGACCCAGAACCAGAUGGGGGUGUCGGAGCUGCUCAUCUCCACCGCAGUGCAGGGCAUCCUCUUCUCCCUGCUUGGGGCUCAGCCCCUGCUUGUGGUUGGCUUCUCAGGACCCCUGCUUGUGUUUGAAGAAGCCUUUUUCUCGUUCUGCACUAGUAACAACCUGGAGUACAUCGUGGGUCGUGUGUGGAUCGGCUUCUGGCUCGUCCUGCUCGUGGUGCUUAUGGUGGCUUUCGAGGGCAGCUUCCUAGUUCGCUUCAUCUCCCGCUACACCCAAGAGAUCUUUUCCUUCCUCAUCUCCCUCAUCUUCAUCUAUGAGACCUUCGUCAAGCUGGUCAAGAUCUUCCAGGACCAUCCACUGCAGAGGUAUUAUGACUACAAUAUGACAAUCAUACCCAAACCUCAGGGUCCCCUGCCCAACACAGCCCUCCUCUCUCUUGUGCUCAUGGCUGGCACCUUCUUCUUCGCCAUGAUGCUGCGCAAGUUCAAGAACAGCUCCUACUUCCCUGGCAAGCUGCGACGGGUCAUUGGGGACUUCGGGGUCCCCAUCUCCAUUCUGAUCAUGGUCAUGGUGGAUUUUUUCAUCACGGACACCUACACCCAGAAACUCAGUGUGCCUAGAGGCCUCUCAGUGUCCAACGCCUCAGCCCGGGGCUGGGUCAUCCACCCACUGGGCUUGUAUUCGCCUUUCCCCAUCUGGAUGAUGUUUGCCUCUGUCCUUCCUGCCCUGCUGGUCUUCAUCCUCAUCUUCCUGGAGUCCCAGAUCACCACGCUGAUUAUCAGCAAACCAGAGCGCAAGAUGGUCAAGGGCUCUGGCUUCCACCUGGACCUGCUGCUGGUCAUAGGCAUGGGCGGUGUGGCUGCCCUCUUUGGGAUGCCCUGGCUCAGUGCCACCACCGUUCGUUCAGUCACCCACGCCAAUGCGCUCACUGUCAUGGGCAAGGCGAACAUCCCGGGAGCUGCCCCCCAGAUUCAGGAGGUCAGGGAGCAGCGGAUCAGUGGGCUUCUGGUCGCUGUGCUCGUGGGCGUGUCCAUCCUCAUGGGGCCCAUCCUGUCCCUCAUCCCCCUGGCUGUGCUGUUUGGCAUCUUCCUCUACAUGGGGGUCACGUCCCUCAGCGGCAUCCAGUUAUUUGACCGCGUCUUGCUUCUCUUCAAGCCGCCCAAGUACCAUCCGGAUGUGCCCUACGUCAAGCGGGUAAAGACCUGGCGCAUGCACUUAUUCACGGUCAUCCAGAUCCUCUGCCUGGCAGUGCUGUGGACAAUGAAAACCUUCCCGACCACCUCCCUGACCCUGCCCUUCAUCCUCAUCCUCACUGUGCCUCUGCGCCGCCUCUUGCUGCCACUCAUCUUCAGGAAGCUGGAGCUCCAGUGUCUGGAUGCUGACGAUGCCAAGCCGACCUUCAAUGAAGAGGAAGGUCAGGAUGAAUACAAUGAGGUGCACAUGCCCGUGUGAGGGGAAGGUGUGAGCCUCAGAGCCCCCUCCACCCUCCCACUUCCCCACUCUCCCAGGAAAAGCAGAAGUUUAUGGGUAUCUCAUCGACUCUCAGAUCCCUCCUGGGGUAGCAUCUGGAGCCCUGGGGUUGUGGGUGGCGGAUGGAAGGGGUUUCCAGGCAACCUUCCACGAGGGAUAAACCAAGUUUAAUGGCUGGAGAUGGUCAGUAGGGUCCACACUGUGGGGAAUUUACUGUUAGUCCCUCCCGCUGCCACCCUGCCACGUGAAGCUCCCGAAUUGGAGGACUUGGAGCCCAGUCAACCUCUUCACAGCACAGACGGGGCAGUAGCUAGGGAGAUAGAGGAGGUGGGGUUCAAGUUCUUGCAUGCUAUUUGACCUUGGGCAAGCCCCUUGACUUCUCCAGCCUCUGCUUCCUCUUCUGUAAAAUGGGUAUAUUUAUAAUAAUACCCAUGUUACAGAAUGGUUACUGAGGACCAAAGAUAAAUGUGAAAAGGGGGCCUUGACAGCUUUGAAAGGGCUAUCAUACGGUAGUCGCCAUGCUUCUUCAGGUCGGCUCAGGGUCACACACCUCCUGAGCCAUACAGCUGGGAUUUGAACCAGGUCUUCUGACUCUGAGGCCGGAGCCCUAUGCUCUACCUCAGUCACCUACCUUCCCAUGCCUAGAGAUGCUGACUCCCUGCUGACUGCUCCCCUCCCCUCUCUGUUCCCACCCCCACCCAGGGACCCUCUUCUCUGGGGCAGAGGGAGGUGUCCUGGUGAGGACAAGGUGUGGGUGAGGAUACAAUCAGGGCUGGGACUCAGGACUCCACAGUGCUCACUCCUUCCUGCCAUGCUCACACUCAUUCACACACUCAUUCCACAAACAUUUACAGAGGGCCCCAGACCCCACAGAUACAGACAGAGGCACCU
Messenger RNA from Nyctereutes procyonoides (raccoon dog), 3817 nucleotides. It is a transcript of the gene SLC4A1, whose product is annotated as solute carrier family 4 member 1 (Diego blood group). NCBI's taxonomy places the organism in Eukaryota, Metazoa, Chordata, Mammalia, Carnivora, Canidae. The transcript has 20 exons. Gene Ontology annotation, molecular function: solute:inorganic anion antiporter activity; monoatomic anion transmembrane transporter activity; bicarbonate transmembrane transporter activity. Gene Ontology annotation, cellular component: basolateral plasma membrane; plasma membrane. The record is from RefSeq and is a predicted model, not a curated record. Bases 110 to 2908 code for a protein of 932 amino acids. Gene Ontology annotation, biological process: monoatomic anion transport; regulation of intracellular pH; bicarbonate transport.